Molecule: messenger RNA, 1731 nt
Organism: Dujonia railenensis
Lineage: Eukaryota; Fungi; Ascomycota; Pichiomycetes; Serinales; Debaryomycetaceae
Source: the annotation of a GenBank genome assembly
AUGUCUCUCGAACAAGUACCUGCUGACAUAUGGCUCCGUAUAGUAAGAUGCGGACUUUCUUUUCAAGACUUGCUUUGUAUCACGUCAUUAAGUAGAACGAUACAUUCUCAAUUAAUUGACGACGAAUACCUUUGGAACUUUGUAUGCUUUGAUAGGUGGGAACGUGUGUAUGCGGAUUAUGAAAUACCCAUACCGUACACCUGCAAAGGGUACGACAAGGCAAGGCUCUACUAUGGAGAUCAGUGUCUUUUUAUUCUGCAAUUGGAGUUGUAUGACCCUAAUAGCGAACACAAUUAUGACUAUUUUGAGGAAAGAUUCAGUACUGAUCCAAAAUUCAUCCCAAUUCUUUACAAUUAUUGCAAGGAAAAUGAAAUCUGUGUUGAUGAAUUUAAUCCCAUAGGUUUAACUGAAAUUUCCCUUGCUACGAAGUUGUUGGUAGCAGCCAUUCGACAUUUAGGGAUAAUAUAUUUCCAUCCUUUGAUUGAGGAAAUGGCAGGCAAAAAUAUGGUAAAAGCGGUACGAAACCUAGAUGUGCUGCCUGACUAUGAGCAGUUUUGGUUCAGAUUCAGUCUAUUUGACGAUGCAUCUCAUCGACUUGUAGAAGCUAGAAGAAAGAAGCUAUCAGAAAUUUCCGAAAUAUUACGUAAAAGGAUCUACGUGGGUAUGCUACUACACGAAGAGAAUGGCGGUAUUCUUAAAUAUGAUACCUCAAAUAGGACAAUUUACUUCGAAGAGCAGUCCAGUUUUGAAGCCUUUUUGUAUCGUGUUGUUCGUCUUAUUUUAAAGAAACUAACAAUAAAAGUACAUGAUGGUCAUUCUGAGACCUACAUGGGUGGAUACUAUUUAGAAGAUUUUAGUAUCCUCAGAAUUUAUUCCAACGAAGUUAUAGGACACACCUUUCUCAGAAAUGCUAUAGUGAUGAAGGUGAUUUCACAGUUCUUCAAAGGAAUGUCCAUCUUUGUUAAAGGAGUGGAUGAGAAGAUUGGGCCUAUUAAGGUAAGCUUAAGUAAGAAUUUUCUUAGUGUAAAUUCUUGCUCCAUAAGCAUUCUUGAGAAAAGCUCUAGAUCUGAUAAUGAAUUGCGUAUAUUCCACACUUCAACUAUAGAGUCUCGGCUAGUUUCAGUCCAUCACUUUGCAAGCAACGACGAUGCAGCACGAUACGUUUCACCUAUGAGCAUUUUCUACCUUCUACAAUACGUACUUUAUCUUAAUGGGCCUGUAAGGAAAUCCUUUUUUCUUUCUAUAGUCGAUAAGACAAAGGUAACUUCUUGGUUUCCGAAAUCUAAAACUGGAUUUCAUGAAGAAAACUAUGAACGUAUCAAGGAUCUAUUCUCGGGCAAGUUAUCGACUAUGAGAGGACUAAUUCCCCUAGAGGCUGCAUUCGGGAGAAGUGACCCCAGUUCAAAAUUGAAUCUGCUUUUUGUCUGGAGAGUAGAUUUGAAUAAGGAAGAAGAAUCGACCAAAACUGCACCAUUUGAGCUUGGAAUGUUUGUUCAUAAUAGUAGACUUGAUAUCGACGGAAUUAUCAUAGCUAAAAAGAGAACGGAUUUUGGAUGGUAUUUAGAAGUCUUGACCAAGCAAGGGACUAGAAUGGUUUUCAAAGAAUCCAGCCUUACAGAAUGUCGAGAAAUUAAUAGACUCAAGAGAUUUUUUAGUGAAGCUUCACUUGACAUAGUAGGGUUACAGUAUGUAAAAGCGUUUAACGGAAGGACAUUCGAAUUUUAUACCUAA